AUGGCCAGCCCGAUCGCCAGCACCUCAAGGACUACCCUCGGCAGCUUGCUGAGGAGCUCGCUUCCUUCCAAGACCGCCGCUCCUCGCUCCACUCUUCUCACUCGUGGUCUGGCCACCGAUGCUCAGCCUUCCUCUACAGAAGCGGCCGCCGCAGCCGUCGAAGCCGUCGCUGCUGCUCCUCAGUCCGCCGAAACCAACACCGCCGACGAUGCGCUCGAAAAGCGUCGCCUCAGGCGCACCGUCAUGAACCAGCUCUCCGACCUCGGCAGCACCCAGACACGCGCCAACUCGUUCCGACCGCACAAGCUGCGUCUCAAUCCCAUCGACGCGCACAAGCUCACGCUCAGUCACCUUGUCGCCUCUACCGCCCAGGUCGGCCACUCGCUCUCCUCGCUGAAAUCGGCUAACCAGCCCUACAUCUAUGGUCAGCGUCACGGCGUUGCCAUCUUCGAUCUGGAACGCGCGACGCUUCCGGCGCUGCGCAGAGCCGCGUCGGUAGUCAAGGCGGUUGCUGAGCGCGAUGGUGUUGUGUUGUUUGUCGGCACUCGUCCUGGUCAGCAAGCGGCUGUCUUGGCUGCAACCAAGAGGCUGGGCAGCAAUGGCUUCCAUGUGACUGCCGAGAGAUGGAUGCCAGGCGUCAUCACAAACGCGCCCAAGCUGCUUGCGUCAGCGAUCCUCAAGUCCAUGGACGACAUCGACCCGUCCGGCGCGGGCAACACCAACCGACUCGCCUCGCAAACCCUCCAGCCGGAUCUCGUCAUCGUACUCAACCCCGUCGAGAACUCGUUUGCGAUCCGAGAGGCUACCCAGGCCAACAUCCCCACCAUCGCCAUCACAGACUCGGACGUCGACCCGAGGUCCGUCACCUACCCGAUCCCGGCUAACGACGAUUCCAUUCGCAGCGUCGAGCUCAUCAUCGGCGUGCUGUCCAAGGCUGGCGAGGAAGGGCUCAAGGUGAGGGCGAAGAAGUUGGACGAGGCUGACAAGAUCGAACGCAAGGUCAACAGGACGCUCCAGAGACGCAUCGAGGGCGCCAACUUUGAUCCUCGCACCCGAUCGCAGCCGAGCCAGAUGAGGCGCGAGUCUGAGCAGGACGACUAA
Kalmanozyma brasiliensis GHG001 is the source of this 1101-nucleotide messenger RNA. Its product is annotated as Ribosomal protein S2. The record is from RefSeq and is a predicted model, not a curated record. Gene Ontology annotation, molecular function: structural constituent of ribosome. Bases 1 to 1101 code for a protein of 366 amino acids. Gene Ontology annotation, cellular component: ribosome; mitochondrial small ribosomal subunit. Gene Ontology annotation, biological process: translation. Lineage: Eukaryota; Fungi; Basidiomycota; Ustilaginomycetes; Ustilaginales. The transcript has a single exon.